Molecule: messenger RNA, 1887 nt
Organism: Naegleria fowleri
Lineage: Eukaryota; Heterolobosea; Eutetramitea; Acrasida; Naegleriidae
Exons: 2
Coding region: 1-1887 (628 amino acids)
Biological process (GO): centriole replication
Cellular component (GO): centriole
Source: RefSeq, a predicted model, not a curated record
AUGCAAAAAACAUCCUCUCCUCCAUCAUCAGCUGUUUCGAACAGCAACAAAUCCUCAGUCAAUGCCACUGAAGUAAGGUCCCUCUAUGAGGCUACAUUGCCUGUAUAUGUAUUUCGGGAUCAGUGCACCAACACCUCGACAUGCAAUGACGGGUAUAGCGAGGCAAAACUAUUCAUGAUAAAAAUAACAAUAUCAUGUAAUUCUACCUGUUUACCCUCGACUGUAUUGCCAUCAGCUUCAUCCAUCUCAUCGAAGAAGUCUCCAUUCAAUACCACCGUCCCUAAUGUACCUAACUUUAAUACUCUCAUAUUUACCCUUACUGAUGAUAAUGAUCUUUAUUUUUUGUACACAGCCCAAAUCGAUGAGUGCAGCUACAGAAAUUUAAAAAUGUCUCAGCGCAUCAAAACUGAUUUCUCUCAAUUUUCAUCUCAUCUGGAGCAAAUGUUUGAAAUGUGCAACAACUCUCAUACUGAAAACAAACAAGACUGGUAUAUUAAACUAACUGUGAACCAAGGAAAAGGAAAAUCUGUCAUGGAGAUUAUUAACGCUGACAUGUUCAGUGAGAGCUCAAAAUUUCAUUUAGAGCUCGUUGAAGGAUCGAACGAACAGAAAAAAGAAUAUUUAGCGAAUCAGCUGAAAUAUUGGAAACAAAUUGCCCAAGAAAACGAAAGGUUAUUCAACAGCUGUGACACUGAUUCCAAACAAAAACUGGAGCACUAUGAAUCAAUCAUUGCAGAAUUGAAAGAAGAGAAACAGGAACUGCUAGUGAAAUUUGAAAAAGAAAUUUCUGGAACGACCUGCAAAUUAAAAGAGGAAAUCACCAGGCUGAAAGAGAAGCAUCUCGAAGAGAUGCAAAAACAACAAAAAAGAAUGGAUGAUGAGAGAAGAGAGGCCGAAGACAAACGUAUAAGCGAAACUAAGGCGCUCACAACAAAGCUUGAGGAAUAUCGAAACAACAACAAUGAGUUAACGUCUGCAAAGUUCAGCUUGGAAGCUGAUUUGAGACAACAGUUAAGCAAAACAUCUCUUCUCGAAAACGAAAAAAAAGCAUAUUUAGAAGAAGUCACGAAACUCAGAGAACAAAAUCGAGAAUUGGACAUUUUGCGCUAUGAUCACGAAAAGAAAAUUAGAGAGUUGGAGACAAAGCUAUUACUUAAUGAAGAAAUUAUGAAAGAAAAAGGGCUGAACCUCAAAGCACUCAACGAACAUCUUAAAGAAAAGGAACAGCAAGAAUUGAGCAAAGCAGAAAUAAUUGCCGAGCUCAAGUCAAAGGUCGAAAUACAAGAAAAAGAUAUCAAUGAGAAGAGCUCUGACCUUAAGAGAUGUCACGAAAUUAUUAAACGAUUUAAAGAACGAGAAGACUUUAUGCUAGAAAAAGAAAAAGAAAGAAAGCUGAAAAUGCAAGCAAUGCAACAUGCUCUAAAGAAAAAGGAACAAGAGAAGAGUCAAUUACUUCAGACCGUUGAGAAACGAAAUCACACCAUCCAAGAGUUGGAAUCCAAUGUGCGAGCUCUCCAACAAAAGUGUAGUGAAUCUGAAUCACAACUGCAAGAAGCUCUAAAGAAAGUGGAACAAUCUCAAUUCACAAUCGAUGCAAUGCUUAGCAGCAAGAACAAACUUGGUACCACAAGUUAUGUCGAUAGCUUGAGCACUUUUGGCUUAAACUCUAGCAGUACAGGAACUUAUACAGACUACUCAACACCUGAUCGAUCUCUGUUGCAAGCAGAACAAACUUCAAAGCUUGAUAAUUUUACGAAUUACUACAAAACAGCAAGAUUUGGAAUAGAAAGCAGCAGCAUUAAUCAAGCAUCGUCAUCUCCAACUUCUUUGAAGAAGAAUAUUGUUUCAUUUGAUACUGGAAAUAAAGAUUGGAUCGAAGGUCUAUAA